CUCAACAGAUGAGUGACUCCCCUACAGAUGCUGGAGAACCGUCUAGAGUACCUGAGACGCCUACAAAUGGACAAAGCUCAACGGAUCCAGCAGAUUUAUUGACUCUGGACCAAUUGCUUCGAUCUGCAGGCCGUGCAAGCCUAAAAAAACUUGAUCCGAGAAGAAUGAAUGGUGAUGGAUGGUUUGAAUACACCAAGGGGAUUACUAAGGCUGUGAAAAAAAUUGUGGAGAGCGAUUUCAAAGAAGUGGCUCCUAAUUGGUCAACACUCUCAAGCGAUACCAAGUUACGUUGGUUCAAAGCAUUUGCGCAAAAGUAUAAUUGGCGUUAUGAGAUAACAACACUUGUUCAACAUGAGUUUGAGACUUUGUGUGCAUCUCGUUUGCUGGGAUAUGUCCAUGAAUGGAAAAAGGCAUGGAAGCAAGACAAGGGGAAGCCCCAAUGGAUGUUAAACUCUGUUUGGAUUGGUCUUAUUGCUUUCUGGGAAAACGAGAAAAGCAUCAAGAGAAGCAAAACCAACUCCAAAAAUAAGAAGAGCGAUCGUGGUGGCUUAGGGAUAGCUAAGCACACAUGUGGGUCAAUGCCAUAUGUCCGGAGAAGAGAAGAGAUGCGUGAUAAGGUGACAGGAGAGCUCCCAGAUAUGGUUACUUUUAUGGAAGCAACCCAUAAGAGAAAGUCUGAUGGUGUAUUUGUGUGCAAAAAAGCUGAGUUGAUCGCCAAAAAAUGUCGAAACAUGGAGCACCAAAUUCUUAGUCAAAGAGACAAUGAUGAUGGUGACACUUUGGACACUAACCAUCUUACACAAGAAGAAAUUGAUGCCAUUUACCAAGGGGAAGUUCAAGUGAAGAAAGGCAAGAAAUUUGGCUAUGGUUCAAUUCCGGAAGCUGAUCCUAGUGUUGAUGCAUCUCCAAAUUAUGAAGAAAUGUAUCUUGAGACUCAAGAAAAGCUCCAGAAAUCGGACCAAGUGAUUGAGGGAAUGCUGCUGAAGUUUAAAGAUGUUGAUUUUUGGAUUACUAUGAUGCAGAACAAGUUUCCAAAUGAAGUUCCACCUUCCAUGAUAACAACAAUGAACACCAAUGGUGGUCUUUGAAUUCAAUUAGUAAUUUGGUUUCAUUAAGACUUUAAGCAUUUAGGAUUGUUUUUCAAUAUUAUGUUUGGAUGUUUAAGUGUUUUGAGAUUUUAAAAU
Arabidopsis lyrata subsp. lyrata is the source of this 1184-nucleotide messenger RNA. RefSeq lists its product as uncharacterized. Lineage: Eukaryota; Viridiplantae; Streptophyta; Magnoliopsida; Brassicales; Brassicaceae. The record is from RefSeq and is a predicted model, not a curated record. The coding region runs from base 9 to 1088 and encodes 359 amino acids. The transcript is spliced from 5 exons.